This is a messenger RNA of Lymnaea stagnalis (great pond snail), 4243 nucleotides long. Lineage: Eukaryota; Metazoa; Mollusca; Gastropoda; Lymnaeidae. The record is from the annotation of a GenBank genome assembly.
CACACACCCUCGUCUCACUCACACACGCAUGCUCACGCACGGCGUUGUAAAUUUUGGACCAAGAUUGUCGACUUCCUUUCUAUCCCGUGAUAUACUCACUGAUCCCGCUAGCCUACCCAAUGACGACAGAGUUACCUACACAUUCGAGCAUGUGCACACUGACAUUCUUGUUGAUCCUCUCCUUAUGUGUAGCUUUGCACUCUUCAGGUGAGUACAAUAAUGCUGCGUAUUCAAUUCUUUUUUUUUUUUAACUGAUGUACGCGAAUAUUUUAGAAAUCAGGACAUGUUUCGAAAAACAUAAGACUAACCGAUAUAUGGAGUAAAUGGAGAAAUUAGAUGGGGGUUGGGGAAAACAAGGUUUUAAUAAUCGAAUCUUGUGUACAUUUUUGUUUUCAUUCAAAAAGGGGAAUUUAUUUCAUCUCACCCAUGCAUUACUGUUGGUAAAUGUUGGCUAUUGUUUUGUUUCGAAUUCGAAUUUUCCACUUCAAAGUAUGUUAUGUAUAAUGUAACUGAUUAAGCCUACAAUUAGAAAUUGUUGGGCGCAGCUCCACGCUAAUCUGAUCUACUUAACACAAUCAGUGAACUAUCGAGCCGAAGCUCAUGAAGUCUUCCCUAGCGCACCCCGGCCAACCCAACCGGCCUUCAACCACUCCCCCCAGUGGCCUUUAUUCCAGUCAGGCCCCGAACCGGCAGGCCCCGAACCGGCGGGCCAGGGGGGGGGGGAUUCCGCCUCCCAGACAGCCACAUCUGUCCUUCCACCAGAUUGGCCAUGCGUGGGCGCAGCUCCCCGCUAAUCUGAUCUACUUAACACAAUCAGUGAACUAUCGAGCCGAAGCUCAUGAAGUCUUCCCUAGCGCACCCCGGCCAACCCAACCGGCCUUCAACCACCCCCCCCAGUGGCCUUUAUUCCAGUCAGGCCCCGAACCGGCAGGCCCCGAACCGGCAGGCCAGGGGGGGGGGGGAUUCCGCCUCCCAGACAGCCACAUCUGUCCUUCCACCAGAUUGGCCAUGCGAGUGAGGCGGCAUCAGAGAAGGAACACCUGGUCUGCCGGGGUGCUGCUCUCGAAUCUCGAAGCAACCGGGCCGGACAUUCUUGGGCUGGGGGUGGAUAUAUUUUAUGUCUCUAUGCCCCACCCUUCCCACCCCGAGGAGACGACCGUUGUUAGAAAGGCGCCCUCUAAAUACGUCGGUUUACGUGGUUGCGACGAUGCGACUAUUUCACAUAGUAGCUGGGACGAAACGGUUACCUAGGAGCAGUUCCUCAAGACUGCAUAGAUCGAAUCAUCAGCGAGGGUCGCCACGUUCCCUCUCUUCACAUCCAUACGGCAGCAUGUAAUCAUAUCCCGACUUGUUUAUGCGUUAUUUCCUGCUGUACUUGGUAGGAACCAUGCAGCCGUGCUAUUUCUAAGGCAGUUUCUGAUCGAUACCUUUGCCUUCGAGCGUAGGUCCCCUACACGUUGAUUUUGUACCCCGGGUAGCGUUUAUGGGGGGUCUUGUGGUAAAUGCCUCUUGAUCGACAUAUCAUUUAUGGGACGGUCAUGCUGACUAGAGACAGCUCCCAACUGAAAGAUCCAAAAAAAAAAAAGAAAAGAAUAUUUUGACAAAAUUGGUCUUUAAUAAGAAACUAGCUAUCUUAAUGGCUUUGAUAUUUUGGCAUUUUUUGGGUUGUGGUGUUUGUACAUACUGUUACAAGGUUGGGCUCUUUUCUUUAAGUUCCCCUUUAACCUGGCCGAGGUCAGAUUACCACAGCCAGGAAGCACGACCCAAAACUAUUAAGCGAACAUCGACCCACUUUGAGGUCAGACAACUCGCACUGAUUUAUGUAUUUAUUUAUUUAGGAAUUUUUAUAUAGUGCUUACCUUAAAGCUCUAAGCGCUUUACAAUUAUUAAAAACAUGUAAACUAACUAAAAUAAAAAUGAGACAUUAGGAUAGUAACUACUAUUGAUAUCUUUGUUAAUUUUACCGAUAUUUUGCUCCUGUGAAACCGUGGUUUUGGCCUAUAUUACAGGAUUAACCCGAGACAGAAAAUGAGGCAGGGCAAGGAGGGUGCAUCACAGGUCAUAGGCGGACCUAAACAGAUGGGUUUUAAGGGACUUUUAAAAGUGGACGAGGUUUCACAAUGACGGAUAUGGAAGGGGAGCUGGUUCCAGAACGUGGGCCCAUGGAAGUAGAAGGAGCGUUCACCGAUGGUCUUAGUUUUGGUUCUUGGGAUUGAGAGGGUUCUAUUGUCAAUGGAAGAGCGCAGUUGUCUUGUGGGUAUGUAAGGAAGCAACAGUUCAGAGAGAUAGACAGGAAAGUGAGGGUCAGUGAACGAGUUGAAGCAGUAAAUAAGACUGGCAGAUCAACCCCAGAGAGACCAAAAUCAUGAGCACAUCGAUAAACGUGAUUAGCCUUCCGUUGCAUUUGCCAAUAACGAUAUAGGACCAUUCAAUAGUUAGCGGAAAUGUUAAUGCCAUCAACUUAAAAUUGUGAUGUUAUUGUUUAUAUUAUUAAUUUUGUGAGGUUAGAUAUUGUUAGUGUUAGGCCUGCAUUCAUUUCAUUAUAUGUAGAUUUCAUGUAUCUUUGUUUAUAUCACAAUCAAUGUAAUAAAGUACAUUUAUAUAGAAAACAGAUUGUCUUUAUUUUAGCCAAUGGUGUGUCUAAAAUGUACACGUGUUAGCCCUCUUUUCAAAUCCCCUAGACCACGAGCUUAUUCACAUUCAUUGAAAACAAUAAGGGAGUAACACUACAAACCUAAAUACGCUAUCUGAACAUAUUUACUAAAUGUUUUAUAGACAGUUGUCCUUUUGGUAUGGGGGUCACCACCAUUUUUUUUUUACAUGUCAUAUUCAUAUUGUGAAUCCAUCACUGGAUGCUAACAAACUUUGCAUUUCAUAUUGUGAAUCCAUCACUGGAUGCUAACAAACUUUGCAUUUCAUAUUGUGAAUCCAUCACUGGAUGCUAACAAACUCACAUUUCAUAUAGUGAAUCCAUCACUGGAUGCUAACAAACUCGCAUUUCAUAUUAUAAAUCCAUCACUGGAUGCUAACAAAACUCUCAUCUCAUAUUGUAAAUCAAUCACUGGAUGCUAACAAAACUCUCAUCUUAUGUUGUAAAUCCAUCACUGGAUGCUAACAAAACUCUCAUUUCAUAUUGUAAAUCAAUCACUGGAUGCUAACAAAACUCUCAUUUCAUAUUGUAAAUCAAUCACUGGAUGCUAUCAAAACUCUCAUCCGAUAUUGUGAAUCCAUCAAUGCAUGCUAUCAAAACUCUCAUUUCAUAUUGUAAAUCAAUCACUGGAUGCUAUCAAAACUCUCAUCCGAUAUUGUGAAUCCAUCAAUGCAUGCUAUCAAAACUCUCAUUUCAUAUUGUAAAUCCAUCACUGGAUGCUAACAAAACUCUCAUCCGAUAUUGUGAAUCCAUCAAUGCAUGCUAUCAAAACUCUCAUUUCAUAUUGUAAAUCAAUCACUGGAUGCUAACAAAACUCUCAUCUCAUAUUGUGAAUCCAUCACUGGAUGCUAUCAAAACUCUCAUUUCAUAUUGUAAAUCCAUCACUGGAUGCUAUCAAAACUCUCAUUUCAUAUUGUAAAUCCAUCACUGGAUGCUAUCAAAACUCUCAUCUUAUGUUGUAAAUCCAUCACUGAAUGCUAACAUUUACUCUCCUCCUAUCAGAUUUGAAUGAUCCAGUUUGCACGCCGUUCAACUGCUCGCGCCUAAAGUGUGUGUUAGGCAUCAGCGUCAAGGCGGAUUUGAGCGGAUGUGACGUAUGCACGUGCAACCCACCCUCGUGCCCGGCUGUGACGUGUACCAAUCAAUGCCCGGUGGGAUUUACAACGGAUGAAUCUGACUGUCCUACGUGCACAUGCGUAUCCACGAUGGGGGAGCUUUACUGAGACCUCGUGCCGUGAUCUAACGGAAGGAAUUGUUCAGGACGAUGUUAAGAUGUUGCUGCUCACUUGCGCAAACACGAUGCGCGUAGGCGGCAAAACGGCUUUAUUUUCAAGGGUGGCUUUUGUCAAAAUGUUAUCUCAAGGCCUUUUUUUUAAAAGAAUACAUUUUGUGGGAGAGCACAUUCUUUAAAACGAUUCCCUUUUCUUCCUCCCAAAGCUUUCGUGCCACACCAGACUUAUAUGAUAAUAAUACACAUUCAACAACUCUAUGAUUACGUCUGACAAAGAUGAACAAAACUGUUAUGCAUUAAUAAAAGAUAAAACAUACAACUAAUGGAGUUACAAUUUUUUAACUUUCAAAAUUUAAAUAUUC